Messenger RNA from Pecten maximus, 3533 nucleotides. Its product is annotated as amiloride-sensitive sodium channel subunit gamma-like. Lineage: Eukaryota; Metazoa; Mollusca; Bivalvia; Pectinida; Pectinidae. Gene Ontology annotation, cellular component: membrane. Gene Ontology annotation, biological process: sodium ion transmembrane transport. The coding region runs from base 715 to 2118 and encodes 467 amino acids. The record is from RefSeq and is a predicted model, not a curated record. The transcript has 12 exons. Gene Ontology annotation, molecular function: ligand-gated sodium channel activity.
ACAAAAAUGAUAGUGAUAAUGAUAAGAAAAUCCCGGUGCAAUGGAAGAAUCCAUAACCAAUGGGAAUAUUUCCCCAUGCGGUAAAUGCGAUGGUAAUACAAUUCCGGAAACAGAAAUGUAAUGUUAUGCUAAGACAAUAUUACAACUUAUAGUCUGAACGGUUUUUGUCGUAUAAUUAUACUGCGGAAGCACACGUGUCUUUCUAUAGGCACGCAUGAAUAGCAAACAUCUGAUUUUAUUUUAAUAGUCCGGGUCCCAUCAACACCUCGGUCGACAAGCAAGGAAUAUGUCGCCUUAAUGCUAGCCUGCCAAGUGACAGAGUUGAACUAUACCGUUCAGGACGCAUGCUCGUAUUAAUAAAUAAUGGGGUAUGAAAGCUAAAUGUAUAGCUCUGAAUGUGCCUGAUUUGUCAGAUAAACAGUUGUAUGCAUGGAGAUUCACAUUAGGAUCACAGGAAAGUGCUGAUAACAGAAAUCAAGUGGUUUUUUUCUCACUUUUUACUUCAAAUGUAUGAGGAUUCAAUACAAAUGUUCAUAAAUUGAACUUGCUUUAUUCAAAAAGAUUUAUGCACCGCCUAUUCUCAUGAAAGGAAUUAAGGAAUGGUGAUACAUAUUAGGAGUUUAAUUUAACUAAUUAGUUAUUGUAAGGACGAACGAUUGGCUAUCUACGUAUUGAAAGAACAUCAUAAUAUAGCAGGCUUAAACAGAACACAACAUGUUUCAACCUUUCAAGUUGUUUAUGGAAUACACUACAGUACAUGGACUUGGACGCAUCGCCUCUGUUAAACAUAUUAUUCACAAAUUGCUCUGGCUUGCAUUGUUUCUAGCCUCAAUAGGGAUGUGUAUAUAUCAGGUUACUCGGCUAGGGCAACAGUUUACAUCUAACCCGAUCAGCACCACGAUUUCACUGGAACAUGGACCACAGGAGUUCCCGGCUGUCAUCAUCUGUAAUCUCAACCCAGCAAGUUUUUCUAAAAUUGUCGGGAUAAAGGAAUUCCACCACAUCCUGGCAGAAGCUUCAGACCACAGUGGCAUUCUAUUAGAAAAAUUUAAAAACGCUAGUGGAAUGACAAACCCGCUGCCGAAUUUCACGCAUACAUCAACAUUCAAUCUCAACCAGUAUCACCAUCCACUGGGCAUGGCAAAGAAACUGUUCGAAGCGCGUCUGGCGAACAUGUCCACCGAGGACCUUACUGCCAUUAACGAGGAAUUCCAAAGGUUUAUAGUUGACUGUAAAUACUACAGCAAGAACUGCAGCGUGAAAGAUUUCGACAUUGUUCGCGAUGGAGGGCAUGGUAUUUGUUACAAGAAGAUUCCAGACUUAUACUACACGGAGAGUGCUGGCCCAGAAGCUGGACUAGAAGUGAUUGUAUCUGUCUUACAAUCCGAAUAUAUCCCUUACGUUGCGGAGUCAACCGGAGUCCGCAUCAUUAUACAAGACGAUGCCACUGAAGUCUUCGCUGAUAAUGGAUUCAACCUCCCGACUGGCUUUGAUAUUGACAUAAGUGUUGCUGUAUCGGAGACCAAUAGAGUGUCGGGACCUGACGAACGAUGUGAGGAAAAUACCAAGUGGCAACGGAAGUUGGCUUGCAUGCGGAACUGUUCCAUAGCAUACGCAUCAGAAUAUUGUGAAUGUUCACCUUACCAUGGCUACAGCGACGAGAUUGAGAGGAUAUGUAUGACCGUGGAAGAAAUGAACUGCUUCAAGAAAGAAACUGAGAUCAUGAUGAGGAGUUCUAUUUGUACAGCCUGCAAAUUUCCGUGUUUUGAGAAAACCUACAAAACCUCUGUUUCUAUGGCGAGAUGGCCGUCCGAUGCCUACACAGAAAUCCUAGCAACAGACUAUGACUGGGGAGAGAAAAUCGAUAAGAUUAGGGCUGAUUACAUGCGCAUUCGUGUGUAUUUCUCAUCGCUUACCAAGGAAAUCAUCAAAGAAGAGCUGUCUUAUACGUCUGAAAACUUCGUCAGCGACAUUGGUGGACAGCUUGGACUGUGGGCAGGACUGUCUGUGCUAAGCUUGGCUGAGGUGGUGGAACUCAUCGUCAUCUGGGUCACACACUGCUGCAAGAAGAAAAACAGGACCGGUCAGUCGGAUAUACCAGACAAAAUGGCAGACUGACAGACUCAGAGAGCACAGAUAGGAAGAUUGUGACUGGUCAGCUGAAAUGCUGGGGAUACUAAUGUUUGUCUGUUUUUAUAGUUGUGUUAGAUGGAAAUUAAGUAUGCUUAUUUUUUAUAUUUCUAUUAUCACUGAAAAGGAGAAUAUCUUAGCUGUCGUUUAGUCAUUACUUUUAUCUAUAUUUUGAUUAGGUAUAACCUAAAAUAGUUAUGUGGUGCUUUUUGUAAUGGGACCAGUCAGGUCACAAUGGUGUUUCACACUACAUAUUGCACUAGCUACGUUUGUAAGUAAUGGGAGGAUGGAAAGCAAAUAAUGAUGGAAUGUUUAUUUCAAAAUGAUCAUUAACAUUUUAUUAUGUGAUGCAUAUUUGUACCAUUGUUGAUUUAAGGACAUUGGGUAUAGGUUUAAUUGAGUUGUAUACGUUUUCUGAUUGUUAUGUGUCUGCAUACCAAACGUAGUUUAGUUCUCUUGUACACUAGUUCAAACAUUCGUAUAUUUCUGUAUUUGGAAACCACAUCAAAAGGUAAAAGUAAUACAUGUUCAUAGCAUACAUGCACUAUUCCAACUAGUAUAUCCAUGUAUGCAGUGCGAAUCAAUAUGCUAUACAAAUGUAGUAAAGUCUGUGACAAUGGAUAAUCGACUAAGAGAUCCAGAACGUUCGGGUUAUUAUUGUUCUUUUAGGCUUAGGACAUCGACAAAAUAAAAAUACAAUGUGCAUAUGUAUUUCUAAAUGCCAAUGGCAUGUGGUCUAAAAAGAGACAAACAUCGUCCUGUUUGAACACGAAGACAGAACACUUGUUAAAAAAAUAACAAAUUAUACCAGGAUUUCUGAUUUCUGGUAAGGAAUACUAGCCAAAUACAUUUCAAUACCGACAGAAAUUAUUCUAUAUUAAUACUAUAUUUCCAUAGAUUGUUUAUUGUCUCUAUUCAAAAGAGUUUCAAAACUUCUAGAAAAUUUGACACCCAUCUGAUAUAGGUAUACGAAUUCAUUAUGAUUUUGGUUACUUGAUUACACAUGCAUGGUGACAAAUUGAUGUAUUUUGAAAAAAAAGUCUCGCUCUUAGUUUUCCAACAUACAGUUGUUUAGGAGGUGCCAUCAUGGGGACGGACAAUGACUGUAAUUUACAUUGUGUAAGCAUACAUCCUGAACGUGCAUGCAUAUAUAUAUAUAUUAUUGAACAAACCGUAAUUCUGGCAGAUGAAAGAAGUUAUUUGCUAUUUAUAUAAUCAAUUGUCGGACUAAUAAUUACCUUUUUGCGGAUGUUUUAAUAAUAUUCAUUUUAAUUAAAUGUCAGACCAUAAUUGUAUAACAGAAUCCCUCCAGGAGAUGGCUAAUAAGAUGCUUUGUUACCUGCAUUUUUGUUCAAUCUUAUGCGUUGUUUUGGCUGUUUUAAUAAAUAUUGUUUGUCACGUAA